Molecule: messenger RNA, 1603 nt
Organism: Glycine soja
Lineage: Eukaryota; Viridiplantae; Streptophyta; Magnoliopsida; Fabales; Fabaceae
Product: pectinesterase 31-like
Exons: 7
Coding region: 222-1172 (316 amino acids)
Biological process (GO): cell wall modification
Molecular function (GO): pectinesterase activity
Source: RefSeq, a predicted model, not a curated record
AUUAGAAAAUUAGAAUCAUAGUAUCCUGUCCUCUUUCCAGAAGUGAAUCACCGAGGAAUCUAAUGUUAAGUGCAGCGAAGUAGAUGAGAUUGAGAAGGAAGGCAAAAACGUGUCUGACAGCAACUCUGUUAACUGUGACACCCCACUCACUCGACCAUUCCAUUUGUUAACUCAGUCUCAGACACAACACAAUCCAAAAAACACAACAUUCUGGAGAUAAAAUGGCAGCUUGCAUAUUCACGGUGGCACAGGACGGGACCGCAGAUUUCCAAACGGUGCAGGAGGCUAUCGACGCCGUGCCGCUGGGCAACAUUCGCCGGACGGUGAUUCGGGUCUCGCCGGGAAUCUACCGGCAGCCGGUGUAUGUUCCCAAGACCAAGAAUUUCAUCACUCUCGCCGCUCUCAGCCCUGAGGACACCGUGCUUACCUGGAACAACACUGCCACCGGAAUUGAUCACCACCAACCUGCGAGGGUGAUAGGGACUGGGACGUUUGGUUGUGGAACUACCAUUGUGGAAGGGGAGGACUUUAUUGCUGAGAAUAUUACUUUCGAGAAUUCUGCGCCUGAGGGUUCAGGGCAAGCAGUUGCAAUUAGAGUAACAGCAGAUCGAUGUGCCUUCUACAAUUGCAGGUUCCUUGGAUGGCAGGACACACUGUACUUACAUUACGGUAAACAAUAUUUGAAAGAUUGCUACAUUGAAGGAAGUGUGGACUUCAUCUUUGGCAAUAGCACUGCACUUUUGGAGCACUGUCAUAUCCACUGCAAGUCUGCGGGCUUCAUAACCGCACAGAGCAGAAAAUCAUCACAGGAAACAACUGGUUAUGUAUUCUUAAGAUGCGUUAUCACGGGUAAUGGAGGAAAUUCAUAUGCAUAUCUUGGACGACCGUGGGGCCCUUUUGGAAGGGUGGUCUUUGCAUACACUUACAUGGAUCAAUGUAUAAGGCAUGUUGGCUGGGAUAACUGGGGGAAAAUGGAGAAUGAAAGAAGUGUUUGCUUUUAUGAAUACAGGUGUUUUGGACCUGGUUGCUGUCCAUCAAAAAGAGUAACCUGGUGUAGAGAAUUGUUGGAUGAAGAAGCUGAGCAGUUCCUCACGCAUCCUUUCAUUGAUCCAGAACCAGAGAAACCUUGGCUUGCUCAAAGGAUGGCCCUCAGGAUUCCAUAUUCUGCUUGAAAAUUACUUGGGACUGUACUUGAUGAGAAUAUUCCAAACAGACAAUCACACAGUUUAUACGCUUAAUAUCUUGUUUAUUUGGCUUAAGAAAAUAUGCCAUGUUUUCAUCCGUGUGAAGUGCUAGAUGAUGUGUUUUCCUGUAUGAAAUCUCCCAAGAAGCUAUAUUCCCUUCAUUGAAGAAUUUUGUGAGUGUGUUAUAAAUAGAAUAAGAGCUUCAUAUCCAAAAUAUAGAUGAGUUUUUUUUUUUUUGACAUUAAAUAUAGAUGUGUUAGUGGUUGACAUUGUAGGAAUUCAUUCUUGAGACUCAGGUUUCAUACUUGCAAAAUCAAUUCUGGCCAGAAAUGGGCAUUGGAUCAGAGCCAAUUUAAAUAAGAUCCCAUCAGUACUUGUAUUUGGAUUAUCUAAUGUUAUUCAAGCUCAUUAUCUGGUCA